AUGGACGUGGACGUGCGCAAUGCGGUAAAUCAGACUCAACGCUUCGCAUCCUUCACGGGCGUCACCAAGCCCAAACCCACUGACAAAUUCUUCCUCGUGAUGGGCAUGACAGGCUCGGGGAAAAGCACGUUCAUCGCGCGAUGCACGGGGGAAGAUGUCACUGUUGGCCAUGGGCUAUACUCAUGCACUAGUUCAAUCGAUCUCUUCGACUUCCAAUGCGAUGGCCACAAAGUCUACCUAAUCGACACGCCCGGGUUCAAUGAUACGAGCCGUUCCGACAUCGACACACUAAGCAUUCUCGCCACGUACCUCGGUGCUUCGUACGCAAAUGGCGUACGGAUCCAUGGCAUACUGAUGCUCCACCCCAUAUCUGACAACCGCAUAUCAGGGUCGACGAUGCGCAAUCUCGAUAUGAUGAAGGCGAUGUGUGGAUUCGAGACUUACUCCAAUCUUGCCAUCGCGACAACCAUGUGGUCUGAGCGAUCGUCCACUUAUGAACAGCGCGAAGCACAGCUCUUAUCGGACGAACGCUUUUUCGGUGACCUGGUUGCACGUGGGGCGAGGUUGUUUCGCCACAAUGAAAAGGGCCGGCCGGAUUAUUUGGCACAAGUUACAUCGGCGCAGCGCAUCGUGACACAUCUUAUCCAUCAAUCGGAAAAGUAUGCUCCUGCCGUACUGCAGUUGCAGCAUGAAGUCAUUGACCAGCAAAAGGUCAUUGGCCAGACAAAAGCGGGUAUUGUUCUCGCGGGAGAUCUAUAUAAGGCUCGACAGGCUCAUGAACGGGAGCUGCAAAAUUUAAAAGCAAAACUCGCGGCGGAAGUUGACCAGCGGAAUGCUGAACAUGCUGCUGCGAUACGGGAGCUCAAGGCGGAUUUGGAAAAGCAGAUGAAGAAAGCCGAGCAGGACAAACGAGCGCUCGAGAAGUCGAUGGCAGAUUUGCACAAUGACGAAGAACGGGCUUGGAGAAAGAGAAUCAAAACACUGGAAAAAAGGUUUCUGGAGGAUCUCGCGGCUAAAGAACAAGAGUUACAUGAUAUGGAAGAAUCACUUGCGGAGAUACGCAAGGACACGGCUCGACGCAUCAAAAGGUCGCAGCAGGUGACACUCCAAUUACAACGAUAUGAGGAAGACAUCGAGAAAGUUCGAGGAGAGGUUGUAGAGGCCCGUGAACUUCAUCAAAAGGUCAGUGGAGGAAGAAACUUAUUUAAUGGCGCGGCCAAUGGUAUUGCCUCGGGUAUUGCGGCUGGAGUUAUUUCUGCCGCUCUCGGCGGUGGAUUGCUUUGCACAGUAAUGUAG
Molecule: messenger RNA, 1296 nt
Organism: Penicillium canariense
Lineage: Eukaryota; Fungi; Ascomycota; Eurotiomycetes; Eurotiales; Aspergillaceae
Product: GTPase domain-containing protein
Exons: 3
Coding region: 1-1296 (431 amino acids)
Molecular function (GO): GTP binding
Source: RefSeq, a predicted model, not a curated record